AUGGCGACGAAAAUCAACGACGGGCUCUUCAUCGGAGACGCGGAGGCAUCACAGGAUCCUGAAUUCAUCGAGUUGAAUAAGAUUACGUUCGUUAUCAACUGUGCGGGCCGCCAGCUGCCAAACUUGUGGGAGCAGCACGGCCUCCACUACCUCACGUUCCCAUGGACAUCAGAUCCGGACUGUACUCUCUUCGAUGGAGGAAACGUUGUCAUCGAGCAGAUCACGAACUUCAUUGACGAGGCCGCGGAAAAGGGGGACAGCGUUCUUGUGCACUCGCUUGAUGGCAGAGGCAGAUGUAUAGCCUGUGUAUCCGCGUACCUUAUGUUCAGAUAUCGUUGGAGUUUCGAGAAGGCGCUCGACUUCCUGUGCAACAAGCGGCCGGACGCCGCUCCGAACCCCGGAUUCGUCCAACAGCUUUAUCGGUUGGACUUGAGGCUCUACGAGCGGUGGUACGGCCAGAGCAAGAAGCCUACAGAGGACGAACGCAUACGGCAUGACCAAUGGAUACCGCUUGUCCCAGGCCAUGUCCCUGAUAGAGAACAGGUCAGACAGCCGCGCAACCAAGGCUUCAAGGCGGGGGGACAGUCGGAGUUCCCCGCCCCGUCCGCCGCGUCGCGAGAGAAGAACGGCAUCACCACCGUCAUCACCGAUGCUGCCGCUGGGUGCUUCGGCGGAGCGGCGUCAGCGUUCCCGUCCCUGGGGCAGCUCACAGAAGUCCAAGAAGAAGAGAUCGUGCUCGUGAAUUCGUUUCUCAACAGCCAGCCGCAGAUCGACGCGUUGCCGCCGGGCCGGGCAGACUACGAAGAUCACGUCCCAAAGGAGCUGCACUGGAUUGACCGGCCCCGCGUCGACAAGUUGACGGCCGCUGGCCGUCUGGGACGAACGAAGGAUCGUCGCCACCAGCACAUGAUACCCGUGUCACCCAGGACAGGCCGUGCAACCCCGGAACGCCCGGGAAACAGCUCAUAUCACGCCCUGUCGAGAGGUAACAAGACCGCGACUUCGACGACAACGGCACCGGUCGGAAUCUUGAAAAAGGCGGGCACAACAGAAUUAAACUUGGUGAUUGGUGGAGGCCAGACACUCCCUCGAUCCACCCAACCUGAGUCGCGUGAGGUUGGGGUACCCUUGCAAAGCGGCGAUACCCCCGCCGCUGUCUCGGGUGCAGAGGGCGCAGGCGGCGCGGCCCUGGUACCGAUAUCCUCAUCGCCGUCAUCAUCGACGCGCACGGUGGGCAGGGCUGAAGCCGACAAGGAGGUUGUCGUGGAAGACUUGAGCGACCGCUGGAGCCGCGGCGACGGCGGCACCGCGGGCAGCGGUCUCUCCGGGCACGAGACUGCCAGCAGCGGGGAGCUAUCGAGCGCCGGUCACUCGCAAGGCCCCGGCGCGCUUUUGCUCGAGGACGGGAUGGGCAACUCCUGCGCCGCCGAGGGCGACGACGAAACCGACACGAUUUCGACUGCCGGCAAUGAACCGGGCAGGUCCGACCACCGUUCGGCGCAAGUCUCCUCUUCGGUGGCCCCGCAGAAUGAUUUCUCCUCUUCCAAUUAUGCAGCACCGCCCGCCGACCGCACUCCAAAGCACAACCACCAGGGGGCGUCGCUCGAACGCGGCGUUCGAGAGGGCCGAGGUCCCGUGGCGGCAGGAAGGAAAGAGGAAAGGCAAGCUUGGGACGGCAGCACCGGCGGCGGCGGCGGUGCUGAUUCUGCUGGGGCAAAGAAAACGGGGGGUGACAACGGAAGAGGUCGAGCGGAUGAUUCCAGAGGCAAGACAGAACCGAACCUGCUGGAGACUACGGCGAGGUACAUCGAAAAGGCCAAGGCGUCUACACUCCGCGCCACGUCCAAUCCGCUACCGACCAAUAGGCAUACCGGCACCAAGAUUGACGUAGACGAAAAAGGGGUUUCUGUAGCGACCACCGAGACUUCCGCUGUAGGGCUAGGACACACCAAGAACCAGCUGCGGAGAGGCGGGAGCGAGGGGAGCCUGCAAAGAACGAUCCCUUGUAGUAGAACAACAGGGACGACGGCGAACCCCGCUGCACAGCAAGACAACAUACGCCUGCCGAAAGCGCCGGUGGGGAGACCAGCACCAAAGCACGGGAAGACGCCCAUCGACGACCCCCCGGGGCCCGGUUGGGGUUCAGACGACAUCCGAAGUGACGGUUUCGGCUCAGGCCGUCAGCGGAGAACGGAGCCAGGAGGCGACUCCCCAGUGGCGGCGGGGGAUGAGGCGUACCGACAGGGGCCCGGCAGAUGGGAAAAGAAGGGGUCGAGGCCGUACCCGGGGGCGACCGACGUCGGCGGAGGAACCCUGCAGCAACUCGCGCAGGCACCGAACCCCCAGCAGAGGAGGCUGCCUUCGCCUCGGCCUCAGCAGGAUCUCGGCCAGGGAGACCGCAGGCAAAGCUCGUCGGACGCAGGCCCCAUAUUCCCUCAGAAACGCCCGAACAGUGCUCCGCUACAGCGGCCCGAUGGCCCCGAAAGCGACAGCAAAAGCCCCGGCCCCGCCGAUGCCGCGGAAGAGGAAAGAACACGUGGUGGCGGUGGUAGCCCCGCGAUCAACUGCGCCUCCUCCUUCGGGGAAGGGCCGCCUCGGGCGCCCGCGUCUAGCUCCGUUGGCGCAGCAAACCAGGGGUAUCCGGCUCACGGCCUCAUGCCGUCUGGUUCGAUCGUACAGAUGAACGUCACCGCUGGUGAUCGGGGGGGGCGCUUGGGAGCGGCGGCACAUGGUGGGGGGGGGGGCAGCGGCGGCGGCAGCAGCAGCAGCAUCCGUCCCAGUUCUCGGGCUCAUGGGUUGUCUGUGGGGAGCAGUGGUGGCGGUCAGAGAGAGGCCCAAGCGACUUUGAGAAACGGAGGAGGAGGAGGAGGAAGAGAGGGGGGUGCGUAUUCCUCCACUGAACAGAGCCGCCUAGCGCUGAAAUCUUCUAGCGAAGCGAUCGAUGCUGAGCGACGCGGAGCCAAAACACACCAGUCCGGAUACAGAAGCAGCAAUAUCGGAUCCUUGCCUCGAGAAAUACGCACGUCUCAAACGGCAGAAGACUCUUCCCGGUUACGAGGCGCGGGGUCGCCCGCCGCUCUGCCAAACGACCGGGAUGUCGGUGUUGGUUCCGUGAAUACAGACCACGUACGUCCCCACGGGAGCCAACGUACCCCUUCAAGCAUGGCUCCCACUUCUCGCGCCAAGACAACCGGAAUUUUGCCGCCGAAAGCUGGUACUCUCCCUCUUCCAUCACGGAGACGGGGUAGCAGCAGUAGUGAUGGGCGGGAUGGCGAUGGCGGCGGCGGUGGGGGUAGCGACGACCUUCGAUGGGCAAACCCGGCACCACGAGGAAGGCAAGGCCACGCGAAGGGCUCUUCGGGGACGUACGGUUACCCGGGAUCGACGGACAAUCGCGGUGGCGGCAGCGUGCCGUCACGCAGACAAUCAGGAGACUCCUACGGGCAGAUGCCGCACGAUGGUGGUGGCCAACAACGGUCCAGCAGCAGAGCAGGCGGGGCUCCGAUAUACCGCUCGGGGUCACCGGCUCCAGUGCGCGGUCGAAAGACUGCCAACAACUCGGCAGGCGCGGCAAAAUCAGCCGACCCGUCGCGCUUCUUGUACCAACAGAGGGCGCGCGCAUCCGAAUACACCCCGUCUAGGAUACCGCCUGGCUUCAGGGGAUACAUGGCCUCAAGUGGCGGCGGCGGCGGCGGUGUUGCAGACAGUGGUAGGCGGGGGGCAACGGCUCGUCGGAGCCACGUACCGUCGCCGAAGACGAGAGAUCGCGGGCAAAGGGCAAGCGGCGGCGACACGGCCGGGCGAUACCCGGUGCCACGCGCAUCAUUGGUCGCCGACCGUUCUCCGGGACAGCGCCCAUCGACCUCGGAGGGAUUGACCGGCGGGAACGGUGCCGGGCGAAGGGGGAGGUCAGCCAGUCCAGCACCAAGGCCCUCCUCCGCCUCAGGUCGAAGGCGUUCUGCCAGCCCUUCGCCGGCCAGUCUGUUCACUAGCAAGAUCGACCCGAGCUUCGACCGGCCUCGAUGGAAGUAA
Molecule: messenger RNA, 4032 nt
Organism: Ectocarpus siliculosus
Lineage: Eukaryota; Phaeophyceae; Ectocarpales; Ectocarpaceae
Source: the annotation of a GenBank genome assembly